AGGCGGCUCAUCGAGUGAGAGAAAAGCUACACAACUUCCAAUGGAAACCCUAGAAUGUUUCGCUCACAGAAGAAGUCGGUCAAGAAGAAAUGAGGUAUGGUCACAAAAGAGAAUAAAGACUGGGUCAAAGUGCAAGACUUCUUAAUUUCACAGAAUUCAUUACGAACCGACGGAGAGGGGAUAUAAACUUUUAAGUUGGACAUGUCUAGAUGGAGUAGUACCCCACGGGAUGGGAGUAGUACAGGAUCUAGGGAGGGGCCCUCAGCAAAGGUGAGGAUUUCCCCUCCACCCACCAACGGGGACUGGGGAAGAGGGAUACCCCAAGUACGGGAAGUCAGUUUGAUUUUAGGUUUUUGUCUGGUUAGUAUUAGUUCAUGUUGGUUAAGGUGUGAGUUGCUGGGGAGCUUUUCAACAGGGGUCGAGAAAUUAUUUCCAUGACUGAUAUCAAGAUAAUGUCGCUAAAUGUGAACGGGUUGAAUGUACGGAGUAAAACAGAAAAGGUGAUGACUAAAUUGAAAAAGGAAAACGCACAAAUUAUAUACUUACAAGAAACACAUUUAUCCAAAUCGGAGCAUGAAAAACUUAAAAAAUAUGGUUGCUGGAAUAUAUAUUACAGUUCAUAUGCAGAAGGACGUAGAAGGGGAGUAGCUAUAUUAAUUUCGAAAAAUAUACAAUUCGACAGCAAAAAGCAAGUAAAAGACAAAGAAGGAAGAUACAUAAUAUUAAAAGGAAAGAUUGAAAAUGAAUUAAUAACUAUGAUAAAUAUAUAUGCACCCCCGGGGAGUAACAAAGAAUUCUUUAAAAGUCUAUUUAAUUUAAUAGCUGUGGAAACAGAAGGGAUUCUAAUUUGCGGAGGAGAUUUAAAUGUAGUUUUGAAUCAUCACUUGGACACAACGAGCCACAAAAAAAAUAAAAUUCACUUAACAAAAUUUAUAAACGUAUCACUAGAGGAGAUGGGAAUGAUAGAUGUAUGGAGAAAAAUGCACCCAUCAGGGAGAGAUUUUACACAUUACUCGGCUGUCUAUGGGGUACACUCCAGAAUAGAUUAUUUUUUAGUCAAGGAAGAUGAUAAUCACAGGGUGAAGGAGUGCAAGAUAGGAGCGGCAGAUGUGUCGGAUCACAAUCCGGUUUAUGUAAAGAUGUGCCUAGGUAGUAGGAAAAGAAAUACUGUAUGGAGAUUAAAUGUGGGAAUAUUAAACAACGAACAACAAAAAGAAAAGAUUAAAGCAGAGAUAAAACAAUAUAUUGAGGAAAAUAAUAAUGGAACAGUAGACCCAACAAUAGUGUGGGAUGCCAUGAAGGCAGUUAUUAGAGGAAAGUUAAUAGCUAUAACGGCGCAUGAAAAAAGAACCAAAUUACAAAAAUACAGGUCAAACAAUGAGAGACUUAGAGAACUAGAAAAGAAAUAUCAGAUAACAAAAGACCCAAAGAUAUACCAAGAAAUCAAGAUGGCCAGGGCCGAAAUAAAUGAUAUACUAUUGGGAGAAAUAGAAAAAAAGAAUAUAUACCUGAAACAGAACUAUUAUGAGGCAGGGUCAAGGGCAACUAAACUGCUAGCAAAACGUAUUCGAAAACAGCAAACAAUUAAUACAAUAAACAAAAUCAGGAAUCCCAACACAGGAGAAUUAACUAAUAAUCCAGAAGAAAUAGAAGGCAUUUUCCGAGGAUAUUAUGAGAAGUUAUACACACAACCUGCAGGUGCUCAAGAGGGGGAAAUGAAAACCUUUUUAAACACAUUAGAUUUACCAACAAUUGGCAGAAUACAAAAUGAGUCACUGACAGCAACAAUUACAAUAGAAGAGGUAAAGGAGGCGAUAAACUCACUUAAAAACAAUAAAUCACCAGGCAGUGAUGGAUACCCGGCAGAGUGGUAUAAGAUUUUUAAAGAAGAAUUAGUCUCAAUACUUACAGCAUCCUUCAAUUGGACACUUAAUAAUAACAAAAUACCUCCUUCAUGGAGAGAAGCUAUAAUUACGGUCAUACCUAAACAAGGGAAAGACAAUGAACAAUGUAGUAGUUAUAGACCAAUCUCACUAUUGAAUGUGGACUAUAAGAUUUAUACAUCCAUUAUCUCUGCUAGAUUAAAUAAAUGGGUAACAGAAUUGAUAGAGGAGGAUCAAACAGGAUUUAUGAAAGGACGACAAACUCACGAUAAUAUUAGAAGAGUAUUGCAUAUAGUGGAUCAAGCGCAACAGGAAAAACAAAGCACCAUAUUAGUAAGUGUCGAUGCAGAAAAAGCAUUCGAUUUGGUGAAUUGGACGUUUCUAUAUAGGGUGCUAGAACGAUUUGGAUUCAACAAUAAAUCAAUAUUGAGUAUAAAAGCAUUAUACCAUCAACCUAUAGCGAGAAUAAAAAUAAAUGGAAGUCUGACAGAAAAAUUUAACAUACAAAGAUCAACCAGACAAGGAUGCUGCCUAUCACCUACCUUAUUUGCACUCUUUGUGGAACCUUUGGCACAGGCAGUUCGUCAAGAUGAAAGAAUCAAAGGCGUUACAGUAAAUGGUGAAGAACACAAAAUAGGACUUUUUGCAGAUGAUAUAAUAACCUUCCUUGAACAGCCAAAUAGAUCGUUGCCAGUUUUGAUGGACUUGUUUGGAAAGUAUGAAUAUCUUUCAGGAUACAAAAUUAAUGUAAGCAAAACACAGACACUAACACUCAACUAUAACCCAUCAAAAGAAAUACAGGAAGCAUUUCCUAUUAAAUGGAACACGAAAGAAAUAAAAUAUCUAGGAGUCAAUAUUACUAAAGAAAUAUCUACAUUGUUUAAAGCGAAUUAUAGUAAAAUAACCCAAGAAAUACAAAAAGAUAUAGAUAGAUGGAAUACUUUACCAUUGGAUUUGAACUCGAGAGUCGAAAUUAUCAAAAUGAAUGUGCAAGCGAAACUUCUAUAUCUGUUCCAGGCAUUACCGAUAGAGGUGAGUCAAACUCAAUUUGAUAUCUGGGACAAGAUAUUAUCAAGAUUCAUCUGGGGGGGCAAAAAACCAAGAGUUAAAUAUAAAACGUUACAGCUACCGAAAGACGAAGGGGGUUUGGGCCUACCAAGACUGAGAGAGUACUUCUGGGCAGCACAGCUCAGGCAUGUGGUGUGUUGGUGCUCGCCGGACUAUUCAGCAAGGUGGAAAGACAUGGAGAAAGAGUUUGGAGGAUGUCCAAUUCAGAGUGUUAUUGGAGAUGAAGAUAGAUAUGAGAAGAUCAAGAAUUAUAAAGAUCCGAUCACUAAUUUUACAUUGGAAACAUGGUUCAAAACAUUGAAAAAACACAAAAUAAAGAAAGAAAUGAAAGUGCUUAGGUGGAUAGCAUACGACACGGAUUUUAAACCAUUAAAAUAUGAUAAAGGAUUCAAGCAAUGGAUAGGGAAAGGGAUUACGGGAUGGUAUACCCUCCAGGAAAAUAAUGAGCUGUUGAGCUUUCAACAAAUGAAGGACAAGUAUAAUCUAGAUAAACAUGAGUUCUACAGGUAUUUGCAAAUGAGAGACUACUAUAGGACAGACAUCAAAUGGGACACUAAGAUGGAAAGGAAUAGUGUGAUUGGAGUGGUACUUAACUCUAUUAAUGGAACUAAAAUGAAAACCAUCUCUACACUAUAUCAAAAACUAAUGAAUAGGCAUUCUACAAAGUAUAUUAAAGAGAAAUGGGAAUCAGAGUUUAAUAUGACAAUUACGGAUAAAGACUGGAUAGAUAUGUGGAAAACACAACAGACAUCUACUAAUUCGCGGAUAUGGAGGGAGUUUGCAUGGAAGAACCUUAUACGUUUUUUCAUCACGCCUAAAAUUAAGAAUAAAUAUAGUGAUACAAGCGCAGAGUGUUGGAGAAAAUGCGGAAUGAUGAAUGCUGAUCACUCGCACAUAUUUUGGAACUGUCCAAAAAUUGUUGCAUUCUGGAAAAAUGUUUAUGUAUCUGUGAAGAGGAUACUGGGGUAUGAUAUCCCUAUGAGUAGCAUGGUAUUCUAUCUAUGUAAUUUUAAUAACACCAAGAUUAGGGUAAAAGAUAGAUACCUGAUUAAGAUUCUGUUAAUAGCGGGUAAGAAAGCGAUCACGAGGAAGUGGGGGAAAGAGGACCCCCCAUGCCAAGAACAUUGGACUGAAAUUGUGGAAGAAAUUUAUAUUAUGGAAAAACUGACACACAGAUUGAGACUGCAACAAGCACAAAUGGAAAAAAAAUGGACAAAAUGGACUAUAUUCAGGACAUCAGAGAGCGACAAAAGAGGAUAAAGGCCUAUGAAAAUGAGAGACAAUAAGGUGUGGGGAAUGGUUCUGUUGGACCGGGACAACAGGCUGCUGACGGGAUCGGCCGACAGCGAGCUCCGUGCCUGGGACAUCCGCCGCCUGGAGGAGGGAAAGGCUGAGGGUGAGCCCAGAGUGAAGAAGGGGAAAACUCUGCUGGAAGAUGAUGAGGAUGAUGAUGGCAAAGAAGAAGAGGAGGAGGCGGAGAGCGUGGAAGAGCGCAUCCUGAGCUGUAAGAAGGCCGGCUCCAUCCUGAGAGAAGCCAGAGAUCGGGUCGUUUCGCUGACAGCAGACUCCAAGGCCAGAGUCAUCGCCUGCCAUGGAAACGAUGCGGUACUGGAAGUGUUCACGGUGCUGUCUGAGGAGGAAGUGCAGAGAAAAAUGAACAAGAAGCUGAAGAAAGCCAAGAAGAAAGCAGCCAAAACGCAGGAAGAUGCAGGUGAUCAGACAGCAGAGCCAGUGGUGGAGAGAACGCUGAAGGACGAGAUUAUUAGACUGACGAACAUCAAGGCUUCUGCAAAGAUCAGGUGGGUGGACGUCCUGUCGUGUGCAGGCGGAGAGCUGAAGGUGGCGCUGCUGCUUCAGAACAACACUGUCGAGACCUAUAGCCUGAAGACCUCCGACAAGAACCCGGCGGCCAAUAAGACGGCCCGGCUCACGCUGGGCGGUCACCGCACCGACGUCCGCACGCUGGCCUUCAGCUCCGACAACCUGGCCGUCCUGUCGGCCUCCGGAGACACGGUCAAAGUCUGGAACAGGUCAACUCUGCAGGUGAUUCGCACCAUGGCGUGUGAAUACGCGCUCUGCUCGCUCUUUGUGCCCGGAGACAGACAGAUAAUCCUGGGAACGAAGAAUGGGAAGCUGCAGAUCUUUGAGCUGGCCUCAGGAAGCCUUCUGGAGACUGUGGACGCCCACAGUGGAGCUGUGUGGUCACUGUGCCUGGCACCGGAUCAGAGAGGAAUUAUCUCUGGAAGUGCUGAUAAGACGGUAAAGUUCUGGGAGUUUGAGCUCGUCAAAGACAAAGGAACGGACCAGAAGCGGCUGACGGUGACACACACUCGCACGCUGCAGCUGGAGGAAGACGUUCUGUGUGUGAAGUUUUCUCCUGAUCACAGACUGCUGGCCGUCUCUUUGUUGGACUGCACCGUCAAGGUCUUCUACACAGACACCCUGAAGUUCUUCUUGUCUCUGUAUGGACACAAGCUGCCUGUCCUUUGUUUGGACAUCACACAUGACAGCGCUCUGAUCGCCACCGGCUCUGCAGACAGGAACGUAAAGAUCUGGGGUUUGGAUUUCGGCGACUGUCACAGAUCUUUGUUCGCUCAUGACGACAGUGUCAUGUUUCUCCAGUUCGUCCCCAAGACUCAUUUGUUCUUCACUGCCGGGAAGGACAAGAAGAUCAAGCAGUGGGACGCUGACAAGUUUGAGCACAUCCAGACCCUGGAGGGUCACCAUCGGGAGGUCUGGAGUCUGGCCAUCAGCCCCAACGGAGAUCACCUGGUGUCUUCGUCUCACGACAAGUCCCUGCGUCUGUGGGAGCGGACCAGGGAGCCCAUCAUCCUGGAGGAGGAGCGGGAGACGGAGAGAGAAGCUGAAUUUGAAGAGAGCUUGGCCAAAGGAAACGCACCUGUGGUACCAGGAGAGACGGAGGGCGAGGCGGCACCAGCUGGGAAGAAGAGCAUCGAGACGGUGAAAGCUGCGGAGCGAAUCAUGGAGGCUCUGGAGCUUUACCGAGAAGAAACCAGGAAGUCGGAGGAGCACAAGUAUUUCUGCGAGAAGGCUGGGAAAGAGUUGCCUCCUCCUGAAGCCAACCCUAUCCUCGUUGCCUUUGGAAACGUUACUCCGUCCCGCUACGUUUUAGAUGUCAUAAGAAAAGUCAGAUCCAGUGAGCUGGAGAUUUCUCUGCUGGUGCUGCCGUUUCCUUACGUCCCUGAGCUGCUGAAGCUUUUCAACACCUACAUCCAGCAGGGCCUGGAGGUGGAGCUCGUCUGCCGCUGCCUGUUCUUCCUUCUCAAGAUCCAUUUUGGUCAGAUCACCAGUAACCAGAUGUUGGUGUCCGUCAUCGACGAGCUGAAGACCAAUACGCUCUCCAAAGUCUGCCAAAUCAGAGAUGUGCUGGGCUUUAACAGCGCCGCCCUCCAGUUCCUCCAACGGGAGAUCGAGAGCAAAGAGGACGUGAUGUUCUUCGCCGAUGCCACAGGCCAACUGGAGGAGAAGAAGAAGAAAAGGAGGAAGAGGGAGCGCGCUGUUCUGACCAUCGCUUAAAUUUAUAAAGAACAUUUUUGGUGUUUCGAUACAAAUUUCCUCCCCGCUUUAAUUCCGACCCGGACCAGGUGGAUUACUUUUAUAUGUCGUGAAACCCCGACAGGAUGUAACUCAGUGGUAAGCAGUGACAUGCUUUAUUCCCCAAAUAAACAGAGUCUGAAGUUUUC
This is a messenger RNA of Xiphophorus maculatus (southern platyfish), 6655 nucleotides long. It is a transcript of the gene wdr3, whose product is annotated as WD repeat domain 3. Gene Ontology annotation, molecular function: protein binding; catalytic activity; snoRNA binding. NCBI's taxonomy places the organism in Eukaryota, Metazoa, Chordata, Actinopteri, Cyprinodontiformes, Poeciliidae. The transcript has 23 exons. Gene Ontology annotation, cellular component: Pwp2p-containing subcomplex of 90S preribosome; small-subunit processome. The record is from RefSeq and is a predicted model, not a curated record. The coding region runs from base 4218 to 6488 and encodes 756 amino acids. Gene Ontology annotation, biological process: maturation of SSU-rRNA.